GGUGACCAAGAUGGCAGCCUCCUUCAGCACGAAUGCUUCAAACGCGAUGACGCUAAAGAGAUUCAUGCUGAGGCAAGAGGUGCUCAAACUGUAUCGUGACACGCUGCGAACGAUACGCGCUGUGGACGACGAGCGGCAAAGGAGAGAGCUACAGAUUUGGGCCAGGCACGAUUUUGACAGCAACAAGCAUGUUACAGAGGAGGAUGCCAUCAAGAUGCAUAUUGCCCGAGGAAAACUGGCACUCAAAGAACUUCAGUCAUCAGUGCAUCUUUCCAAGUAGCUUCAUAGUUCAUAGAUGUUUGCAUUUU
Messenger RNA from Rhipicephalus sanguineus (brown dog tick), 308 nucleotides. Its product is annotated as LYR motif-containing protein 2. The coding region runs from base 11 to 280 and encodes 89 amino acids. NCBI's taxonomy places the organism in Eukaryota, Metazoa, Arthropoda, Arachnida, Ixodida, Ixodidae. The transcript has 3 exons. The record is from RefSeq and is a predicted model, not a curated record. Gene Ontology annotation, cellular component: mitochondrion.